Messenger RNA from Polychytrium aggregatum, 1005 nucleotides. RefSeq lists its product as uncharacterized. The transcript is spliced from 3 exons. The coding region runs from base 220 to 768 and encodes 182 amino acids. The record is from RefSeq and is a predicted model, not a curated record. Lineage: Eukaryota; Fungi; Chytridiomycota; Chytridiomycetes; Polychytriales.
GCUGGCUGAGGGUACAAGUCGCUGACCAGGUACUUGUGUGUGGGAAGUGUCGGCGUCCGCCUUGGAGUGAAAGCAAUCGAUGUAGCCCUUUUGGAACCAAGCCGGGCCGCUCAGUAUUUCAGCCCUUCGUCCACUCUGGCUGAUGGCUCUAGCUCUGCUCUGGCCCGGCCCGGCCUGGCUGCAACCGCACAUCGGAAACCCUGCCUGCUCGGCAAUCUGAUGCUUCUCGACCGCCCAGCCUUCUGGAAACACCUGGUCACGUGGUCGCCCGAUCCGCCCCUGGUUUGGCCGAGGCGGUGCUCGUUGGCCUGGGUCUCGCCGUCUCCUGCAUCUGCCUCCCCCUCCUUCCUGGGCACUCAUCGACGUCUUGGCCAUGUACGGAGCCGGCCAGAGCUACGGCUACCCGCAGGGGUUGACUGCAGAGCAGCUUCAGUUGCUCCAGCAGCAACAGCUCCAGCAGCAACAGCUCCAGCAACAGCAGCAACAGCAACAGCAACAGCAGCAGAUCCAACAGCAGCAACAGCAACUCGCGUUCCAGCAACAACAGCAGCAGCAGUUGGCUUUCCAGCAGCAGCAACUUGCCGCCCACCGAACUGGGUCUCCAUCGCUGAUGUCCACCCAUUUGACCGGUGGCGGCUACUCCCAGAGCAUUGUUUCUACCCCUGCUCUGUCCGUCCACAGCACCGGUCCAGGAUCCCAAAAGUCCGUCAAGCUCUCCGGCAAGAUCAACUUUUCAUUUAUCGAUCAGGCCAAUCUUGUCGGAUAUGAGGCAACGUUCGGCCAGUACUGUUCCGAUGGCUCCGGAAGGAUGCCAGCCGACGCUGUCGUCGGCGUCCUCUCCAAGUCCGGGCUCCACAACGCAGUCCUUGGACAAGUCUGGUGAGCGUUCCCACGCUUGCUCAGAGCCAGCGGGCUCUAGUUCUGCUUGGGUCGUAGGCUCCAGACGCCACGCUGUCGAUGCUGUCGAUGCUAUCGAUGCUGUCAUACUAUUCUCCUGACUCUCUC